Molecule: messenger RNA, 549 nt
Organism: Octodon degus (degu)
Lineage: Eukaryota; Metazoa; Chordata; Mammalia; Rodentia; Octodontidae
Product: E3 ubiquitin-protein ligase RNF138-like
Source: RefSeq, a predicted model, not a curated record
AUGGCGGAAGAGCUAUCUGCAGCCACGUCCUAUGCUGAAGAUGAUUUCUGCUGUCCUGUAUGUCAGGAGGUGCUCAAGAUGCCUGUGCAGACUGCAGCCUGUCAGCAUGUGUUCUGUUCUGUUGAGAACAAUAAUAGGCAUGGGCUAUCCACAUCUGAUAAUACAGACGCUUACCAAAAGAAUAUAAGUUCUGGAUGACCUACCCUUAAGUGUCUCUUUCAGGAGUUUAAUUUUACCAGACUGGAUCACUGUAAUAGUAACCACCUAUUUCACAUAGUUCCUGUGACACGUCCUAUUUUUGUGUCUCUUCUUUGGGGAUACCCUAGCCAGAUUACUAGAAAUUUAUUUGGUCAUCUAAAUCAAAGACAACAGUUUGAUUAUGGAGAAUUUGUGAAUCUUCAGUUAGAUGAAGAAACCCAGAAUCUUCAACUGCUGUUGAAUCUUUUAAGUAAACGUCUGAAGUCUGUACGUAUCUUGAAGGAAAAUUACCUGAAGUCAUCGUUUCAGUACUUGAUGUGUAUAUUAAUAAAAGUACUUCAGUCUGUUUAA